This is a messenger RNA of Cynocephalus volans (Philippine flying lemur), 427 nucleotides long. RefSeq names its product secretory leukocyte peptidase inhibitor (gene SLPI). Gene Ontology annotation, molecular function: serine-type endopeptidase inhibitor activity. The transcript has 4 exons. The record is from RefSeq and is a predicted model, not a curated record. Lineage: Eukaryota; Metazoa; Chordata; Mammalia; Dermoptera; Cynocephalidae. The coding region runs from base 1 to 402 and encodes 133 amino acids. Gene Ontology annotation, cellular component: extracellular region.
AUGAAGUCCAGUGGCUUCUUCUUCCCAUUUGUGGUGCUUCUUGCCUUGGGAACCCUGACCCCUUGGGAUGUGGAAGGUUCUGGAAAUGCUUUGAAAGCUGGAGCUUGCCCUCCUAGAAAACAUGCCCAGUGCCUUAGAUAUGAGGAACCCGAGUGCCACAGUGACUGGACGUGUCCAGGAAAGCAGAGAUGUUGCCCUGAUAGUUGCGGCAUCAAAUGCCUGGAUCCCGUUUACAUCCCAAACCAAGGUGAGCAGAAGCCUGGGAAGUGUCCGGUUGUUUAUGGCCAAUGUAUGAUGCUUAACCCUCCCAAUUUCUGUGAGAUGGAUGGCGAAUGCAAGGGUAACUUCAAGUGCUGCAGAGGCAUGUGUGGGAAAGUCUGCGUUUCUCCUGUGGAAGACUGAUUGCGGCCAUUUGGAAAAGGCUCCG